Molecule: messenger RNA, 5451 nt
Organism: Balaenoptera acutorostrata (minke whale)
Lineage: Eukaryota; Metazoa; Chordata; Mammalia; Artiodactyla; Balaenopteridae
Gene: TEDC1
Product: tubulin epsilon and delta complex 1
Exons: 8
Coding region: 670-1932 (420 amino acids)
Source: RefSeq, a predicted model, not a curated record
GUACAGACGAUGGACUGGAUGGGGAGGGGCCAGGCGGGGUAUGCAGGCGUAGGUUUGAAGGGGGAGAGAGUCACCGGCCGUUCGGGAGGAGCACCUGCCCGCGCGCUGCGGGGUUGAGCCGUCGGGGUACGUCCCCCGGUACCCGGGCGCUGGCCCCUGCGUCUCCGGCCUGAUACGCGCUGCGGGGUCCCAGAGCUUCCGUAGGCCAGAGAGGGCUUCCGGAGGCGGAGGGUCGCUCCCGCGUGUCGGUGGCGCCUCCCGGCCGCAGGGGGCACCCUGAGUGCCGCCGCUGACCCUCCGGAGGUUGCUAGGCUGCCAUUUGGUGCAAGGGGCUGAUUGGUGGGGUCCGGACAAGGAGAGUGUCAGGUGUCGCCGCGAUUGAGUCGUGGAGGGCGGACCCCGCGAGGCUCUCAACGCCGAUUGGUUCCCGACGCACCGGAAAUGCCUCCGCACCGGACAGAAAGGACAGCACUCAAACUCCGGGGGCAACGCUCAUUGGGCAGGAGCUAGAGGCGUGUCUCAGCCUACUCGGUGGUUGGGCGCGGGCCCAGCAGAGGCGGCACCUGAACGGUGACUGGGCGCCGGGACGCAGCUCUCGCGGGGAUUGGACGCGGGGACGCGGCGGCGGCGGCGGCGGCGCGCAAUCUGAGGAAGGCGAGUGGAGGCUGCAUGGGGCGGCGGCGGCGGCGUCGCCGGGUGGACCCGGCGGACGCGGCCCGGGCCCUGCCCGAGGCCAUCGCCGCGUUGAGUCAGACGCUGCCCGCCGGACCCAGCCCCGAGACCUUCCGCCGCGCCAAGUUCGACCGUCCGGAGGCGGCCCCCGCGUUCUGGCGGCUGCUCUUCUGCGUGCUCUCGCCGCAGCCGCCCAACGGCGCCUCGGCCUCAUUCUCCCCGGAGGCCCAGGUCCGCUCUGUGAAGUUGGCGCUGCGCACCCAGGGCUACCCUAGGCGGGCCCUGGCACAGCUCCCGGACGACGGCUCCCAGGGCGGCCGCGAGCUGCUGCUGGCCCUGGCCUGGCUCCUGGCCCGCGAGCCCCUGCCCGAGCGGCUGCUGGCCCAGAACCGCGUGCAGCUGGGCGACGAGAUGCACGUGUGCGAGUGCGAGGCCCUGGCCAGCCCUGGCCCUCCUGCCCCCAGUGUGGAAGCAGACGGCUGUGUGGACAUCCGCCACCUGCAGUGGCUGAUGGGAAAGCUGCGGUUCCGGUGGCGAAACCUGAUGGCCAGUCAGCAGGAGCAGUGCGCCCUCCUGGGCAAGAUCCACUCAUAUACCCGUGGCUGCCACAGCGACCGCAGCCUUGGCCACCUGUCUGUUACCGAAACGGAGCUGCUCAGAGACCCGGAGGGUGGCCGGCAGCUGCUGCGGAGGCUGCAGAGGGAGAACGCACGGCUGCAGGCGGCCCUCGAGUGGCGGCGCCGGGAGCUGGUCUUCUGGCAGUGGAUGGACACGGUCCUGGACGCCUGCCCCCCUGAGGCCUCACAGCCCACGUUUCUGCCCAGGAUCCCCACGCCAGGGGCUGGAGCGUUGGAGCCCCUGGUGCGGGAGCUGCAGGCCCUGCAGGGAGAGCUGCGAGAGGCGGUGGAGGCCCGGCGGGAGGCCUGGGAGGCCGGGGUUGGAGGCCGUGGGCCCGAGUGGAGCGCCGUGAGGACGGCCUUGCGGGAGGCCGUGGGGCAGGACCUGGCAGCUCUGCGGCGGGCCUGCGAGCGAAGCGGCAGCCUGGCCCAGCCCCACGGGCCCCGCCGGCUGGUGAGGACUGAGGCUGGGGCGCCCAGGGGCCCAGGCCUGCGGGCCCCUGAGGUGAUUGAGGCGCUGAGGAGCCGGGAGGCCCACCUGGAGGUGGUGCUGCGCCGGCUCCAGGGCCAGUGUCGACAGGAGCUGGCCAGGCUGGUGGGAGCCCUGCCUGGCCUCGUCUGGAUCCUGCCACCGGGACGCUGACGCUCCCUUCUCCAGGGGGCACCCCCCACCCCCACCCCUCAGCCUGGCUGGGCCUUGGAGGGGCAGAUUCCAGGCCGGGUAGCUGCAGGGGUGACACAGACACAGCACCGGUGGUACAGGCACGCUGGGCCCCGGGCCCCGGGUCCCCACUUGGGGCAGUACCCAGCCCCGCGGCCUGCAGCGCUGGGGGCAGGCCCGUUGUGGUGGCCGUGGGCAUUCAGGAUCUGGAGAAGACCCGGAAGUAAAUUGUGGAGGCCUUCUUGCAGGGCUGAGGCUCUAGCUGUCCCUCCGCCACCCGUCCAGGUCUCUGUCUGGUGAGGCGGUGCUCCCCUCAGGCCCAGGGCGAGGGGUCCCUGGGCAGUGGUGGCUGAGGCUGGGCCGGUCCAGGGCUGCCCAGGUGCUGGACGGACAGGCGUGGCCUGCAGCACAGGGUGGGCGUCAGGGCCCCGGGGGAUGCAGUGUCCUGGGUGCGCCCUUGGAGCCCUCAUCCUGGGCUCCCUUUGUGCACCCCACCUGGGCCACGCCUGUGCCUGGUGUGCGUGUGGGUGUGCGUGCGUGUCUGUGUUGGGCAGGGACGCCUGAUGGGAACCUCGGGUGGGGGGGACUCUGCUCCGUUCCUGGGGGUGGUGCCCGCGGGGGGAGGGGGAGGCCACUGUGGACAGAGCGGGCUUUGUUCCCGAGACUGCUCCGGGAGCUGGGCUCCGCCCUGACAAAGAGCCAUCUGUGUCCGGAGAAUGUGCCCCGAGCCUGCCAGAGCAGGCCCCUCUCCUUCCCAGGAGGCUUGGCUUCUUGGCACCUGCCCCGUCCCCCUCCCGCCAGCGGACAUGGCCUCAGCCCGGCCUCCCUUGCCGGGCUCCCCUCUCCCCCAGGGUGCUCCACCCUGACCUGCUGCCGGCCAGCUUAGGCCCCAGGGCCCAGCCACAACGCCUUCUCAUUGGCCUUUGCUGUCCGCUUGGGGAGUGCUGGCUCAUGCCCAGGGGCACCGGCUCCUCUGGGCCAUUCUGGACCUCCUUUGUCUCGGGUUGGGGCACACCUGUGGUGCCUCCGCACUGGCCUCGGGAGCACUGACCAGACCGGGGGGCGAGCCAGCUCCCCCUUCAGGAGUGCCCCCCCUGACCCUCUCCUCACAGGCUGGCCCUAGAGAGCCUCUGGCCCGAGCCCCUCCCUCCAAGGCCUGGCCCCCUUCUCCUAGCCCCUCUAUGGGCUCCCUGCUUGCUCCAGUUGGGUCCAGGGCACAUGGGACUUAGGCCCGCGCCUGCGGCCCUCGCGUGUUUAAAGGCACUUCUGGACCCCCUGCUGCCGUCCUCCUGACUGCCCCACGGGGCAAGUCCACUGAAAACUCCCUGCCUUCUGUGGACUCCCUGAAGCCGGGAUGGCCACUGGCCCUCAGGAACUUAAGUUUUAGAAACUCAAAUGUAAAGUCUGCGUUACGGAGCUGUCACUUCUCAGACUGAUCUGUAGAUUCAGUACAAUUCAAUCAAAACCACAAGCGUGUCUGUGUGUCUGUGGGACCUGGGCUGGUGAUUCUGAAACACGAGGUGGAACCCGCCCGAGAGGCCAAGCUUGGGGGGAGUGGAGCCGUCCGCGAUGACCCCGCAAGGCAGGAGCUUUCCAAGGCUGCAGGGAGCAGGCGUGGGCCCUGGGGUUUGGCUCCUACUGUUGCCGUGGUAAGUUAGCGCUUGUAAGUUAGUGGCUCACGGCCCUGAUCCUGCCGUUCUGUGGGGCUGAGGUCUGGUGGGCAGGCAGGAGGCCCCGGGGAGAAUCCACUGUGGACCUCAGGCCUCACACGAGCUGUCAUCUCCAACACUCCCCAGCCCUGCGGCCACUGCAGUCCCCUUCUGCAUGUGACAUGACAGGUUCACAGGCCUGACCCCAGGGCUCAGACCCUGCCCACCAACCCCAGACCCACGGGACAGACGGGGUGUGGGGCAGCGUGGGCCCACGUGUGCACUGGAGGCUGGCCUGGCUGCAUGUGUGAGGACUGCACGCUGGGCUGCAGGGUUCCCCACCGACCCACAGACACAGCCCUGCAGGAGGUGAGGAUGCCACGCUCCCCUCUGGAGUGGCUUCCUAAGACCACAGUAAGUCACUGCAUCAAGACUAGAAACUUGUUCAUUAAGAGACACCGUAAAGACAGUGGAAAGGCAAGCCUGAGCAAGCGGGAGAGUGUAUCGCAACACCUGUAGCCCGUAAAGAACUGGUGUGGAGCAGAUAGGGCCGUCAGCCCAGGGGCAGACACUGCAGAGAAGAGGAAACAGGAAAUCAGAUAAGUCAAGAUGUUCGCCUUUGCUGUAGCCAGGGACGUGCAGGUGCCCUGUGUGGCCGCAGGUGGGCGGGGCACCGGGAAGGGGGUGGGGCUGGAUUCGAACUACCCCCCGGGAAGCACACGGGCACGUCUUGUGAGAGGCGCCCCCCCAACCCCGGAAUCGCGGGGGCAGGAGUGGAUGUGGGAGGUCUCUGCCGUCCGCCACGGGGAGUGGGUGAGGGAGUGACGGGGACGGCCGGCUGGCCACACUGCAGCGGCCUCCUGGGAUCCGGAGUCAAAAACUCUUGAGUCUUCUAGAAAACACAGGCAUGUCGCAGAAGACGACACACAGGGAGAUCUUAAAAAAGCAAAACAGCCAUGACUGGGGUAGGGAAGGGAUUCUCGUCUGUGGGUAAGUUUGGGACAGCGGGGCUGCCUCGCGGGGCUUUGUGGUUGUGGGUUUAUUAACGGUUCCCACUCGCCCCCAGGGCACCUGUCCUUUGGGUGUGUCAACCGUGAGGUCAGAAAUCGAGGAGCCAGUCCAGGUGCCUUCCCGCGGCCAGACCGCUCUGCCUCCUGUGCUCGGGCUCUUGUUCUGUCACCUCCACCUUCACGGUCCUUUUGGUGCCCUACCCCACUACCCACCUGCUGGCCUCCCUCUCCCUUGUCCUUGUCUGCAUUGGUCGACCUUGGCUUGACCUUGGCUUGGGGGGCGUGGCUGGCUGGUCAGGACUGAGGCCCCCCGGGCCCACCUGCAGCCUGAGGGGUAUUCCCCGGGGCCUGCUGAAGUUCAGGUUGGGGUGGGCAGGAGCAUCUCUCAGCGGCAUUUAGGAGACAAUCCCUGUUGGCGGGGCACCGUUGACGACCUUGGUCCAUAGGCCCCGGCACCCGUGUCCUUGCCUGUGGGUGUGGCUGGUGGCCAUGAAGUCGUGCCUCUGGAGCUCCGGGGCCCCCAACUGGGUCCUGGGUGCUGAGAGCAGCUGGGCGCCGGCCUCUCUGUCCUUCUUGGCCGAGCCGGGCUGUUCCUCCUCUCAUCCAUCAGCCAGGAUUCCCGAGGUGCCCAACGUGUGCCCGCCCCGGGGCUGGGGGAGAGCAAACACCAUAAACGAAUGUGCAUCAGGGGGCGAUGGCCCUGGCCGUGCGGGGUCGGGGCGCGAGGUGACAGAGGGUGGUGGUCAGAGGAGGCCUGCCCAGACGGUAAAGGAGGGGAGGAGAGGGUGCUGAGUGUCCCACCCAGGAGGGUGGUCCAGGCAAAGGAAAUGGGGUGCUUAUGC